Messenger RNA from Harmonia axyridis, 1021 nucleotides. RefSeq names its product acidic phospholipase A2 PA4. NCBI's taxonomy places the organism in Eukaryota, Metazoa, Arthropoda, Insecta, Coleoptera, Coccinellidae. Gene Ontology annotation, biological process: phospholipid metabolic process; arachidonate secretion. The transcript has 7 exons. The coding region runs from base 202 to 960 and encodes 252 amino acids. The record is from RefSeq and is a predicted model, not a curated record.
UCUCAAGAGGGGGUGUUACUACAAUCAGUUCAAUGUUAUCAGUUCUUCGGUUCAACACGCAAUCUUCGAGAAGAACGAUAGCGUGAGUUAAACAAUAGAUAACGCGAAUUAUGAGAGUUUUUUCGCGAUUUGUUUAAUAAAAAAAAUUGAGGUUUUAAUGUUUCAGUCUUAAAAGAUCCAUUUGUCGCUGGCAAAUCAAGUAUGCUUGAACUUCUUAUCUGGAUUAGUUUCAUCAUUACAUCUAUCCUAACACAAAUACAUGGAAGCAGCGUUCUAAUUGCCGACAAUUCUAUGUCUAACAUGAUUGAAAUCACUUCAAGGCCGCCAUUUUGUCGUGUUCACACAGAUAGAGGAGUUAUACGAACCAGAUUACUUGCAUCUGAUCAAAGACGUGUAAGACAGAUGACAGACGAUUCCAUAUCCAAUCUUAUGGCCAUUUGCAACGACAAAUUUGUUCAUUCAGCUCACCAAGGUGGCUUCAUCUACCCUGGCACGAAAUGGUGUGGACCUGGGAACAAAGCAGAUAAUUACUCUGAUAUUGGACACCACACCAAGGAGGAUGUUUGCUGUAGGGAGCAUGAUUUUUGUGAUAAAUAUUUGAAACCAGGGGAUUGUGAAAGAGGGAUUUGUAAUAAAUCUCCAUUCACAAGAUCUCAUUGCGACUGUGACUCAAAAUUCAGAAGAUGCUUACAAAAUGUCAACUCCGAAACUGCCAAUACGAUUGGAGCAAUAUUUUUCAAUGUGAUUCAAAUAAUCUGCUUUAAGGAACGUACUCCUUGUGCAGCUAUUCAUGGUCCUUAUAGUGUGAGGAAUAACCACAACAAUUACUGUCCAUUGAAGUAUUCAAAAUCACCAAAAUUUCCAGUGGAUUUUAAACAAUACAAAGCUUUUUCUUUUCUGGAAAAAAAGAAAAUACCCAAAUUUUUCGAUGUGAUAUUUAAACAUAUAAGAAUAUUCUAGUGCCAAUCUUACCUUUUUGUUCAUAUUUGUAAAUAAAAUUUUAUUAUUUUUUUAUUUUUUA